Molecule: messenger RNA, 1421 nt
Organism: Syzygium oleosum
Lineage: Eukaryota; Viridiplantae; Streptophyta; Magnoliopsida; Myrtales; Myrtaceae
Exons: 5
Coding region: 205-1053 (282 amino acids)
Source: RefSeq, a predicted model, not a curated record
UUCAUCAGCAUUCAACACAACACCCCCAACACCGUUCUCUCUCUCUCUCUCUCUAGAGACGAGCUUUUUGCCUUCUCUCUCUAGCAAACAUCUCCGCCUCCAUCUCCAUCUCCAUCUCAGUUCUCCUCUUCCUUCGACGUCGGAUUCGAGCCCCCUCGGGAAGUUGGGCUACCCCGGAACGAGGAGACCGAGACCGCGGCGGCGAUGAUGGGUACAGCGGAGGACGGGUGGGUGGCGGCGGCGAUGGCGGACAGCGGGGUGGCGGCGGAGCUCCUGGUCCUGCUGAAGCGGGCGCGCGCCGCGGCGGCGCCGGCCAAGCCGGCGAUCGUGCCGCCGAUGAGGUGGGGGGUCCGGCAGCCGAGGUCGAGGACGGCCCCGAGGUGCGACGCCGCUGCCGUCGCCGCCGCCGCCGCCCAGAGGAAGGAGGCGGAUUCUGCGAGGAAUAGCCCGACCACGCCGCUCUCCUGGAGCGGCGGCGCUUCUCCGUCGGCCACGGCCGACGGCUUCGAGGAGUCGAGCUUGCCGGCGAACGGAUCCUCCGGCUCCGCCAGAUCCAAGGGUACUGCUCCGAACGGUGCCGCCUCGUGCCUGGCUGCUGUCAACAAGCUGAGGAAGAAGAAGACGUUCGCCGAGCUCAAAGACGAGGAGAGCUACUUGCUGAACGAAAGGAUCCAUUUGGACAAGGAUAUAGCGAGGCUGCGCGCGGCUUUCGCGGAGCAGAGAGCUAGAAACGAAUCCUUGAAGAGGAUGAAGCUUGAUUUGAAUUUGCUUUCUCGAAAGAGCAAUGUGGUCACUGCUGAUGACAGAGAUGAAGCAACCUCUGGUUUGCAUGACAAGACGGAAGCAUCUACAUCGGAUCACCCUGCAUCAUCGACAUUGCCAGAACAUGACAAGAUGGAAGCAUCUACGAGCGAGUGUCAUCCAUCUUCCAGCUUUAGCCAAUUUCCUAAGCCGGCGAUCAAGGACAGUGACAGAUCUUUCAUGCUACCUGAUCUAAACAUGAUGCCCUCUGAAGAGGAUUCUAGGCCUGAAGAUUUUUAUGGGUUGAGCUAAGCGAGAACAUCACGGAUAUGCGGCGCCUUGUAAUUAAAGUGAAGCGACACUCAUGUCGACGAUGUUCUAGGUUAUAUCAUACAGGAUCGGAUAAAGAGGAGUGGAUCUCCAUAUCCAUAUUCUCAAGAGCUGCAAGUUAUAAGGAUGGUUCUGACUCUGUGGUCGAGCUGAGAUGUCGUUGGGUUGCAGAGCGAGAUCUCCAUCUCAACUGGAACCGGGGGGGGGGUAACAUCCUCGCCGCUUCUCUCGAUCGAUCAUAACUUGUAUGAACGAUGACCAAGCCAUUCUUUGUAGGCAUUGGCAGAGCAACUUGAAUACAAUCUCAAAUUUUGUUCCUCAAAAAGAAUCGUUUUCAGAUUUACUCUCCU